Anoplopoma fimbria (sablefish) is the source of this 3095-nucleotide messenger RNA. RefSeq names its product sphingosine-1-phosphate receptor 5b (gene s1pr5b). NCBI's taxonomy places the organism in Eukaryota, Metazoa, Chordata, Actinopteri, Perciformes, Anoplopomatidae. Gene Ontology annotation, biological process: G protein-coupled receptor signaling pathway. Bases 443 to 1672 code for a protein of 409 amino acids. The transcript has 2 exons. Gene Ontology annotation, molecular function: sphingosine-1-phosphate receptor activity. The record is from RefSeq and is a predicted model, not a curated record. Gene Ontology annotation, cellular component: membrane.
UUCUGGUGAAGGCUACAGAAAAAGGUCUGCUGCAUUAAAGUUUCCCAAGAGCACAGUGGUCCAUAAUUCUUCAAUGAAAGAAGUUUGAAAACAACCAGGACUCUUCAUGUUGGCAGGCGAUGGCCGUCCACCGACCAUCCCCAUCCCACGGACAGAACUUGAGAGACUCUGCAGAGAAUGCGUCCGGACGCUCUAUCCAGGACAAACAGAGCUCAAGAGCACCGUCUUCUGGCUGACAAGAAAACUCCUAGGGAUUCUGGGGGAUUACACUGAAUCAACUCCAUGUAAUCCCUCCCUUUGUUGAAGGAGCUCAGAUAUUUUGCUGUGUAUCUUUUUACUUUGUACUUGGACAAAUUCAUCACAGCUCUGCCAAAAGCAUGUCAACGAAAAUGACUUUAUAGCCACAGACUGCAGGCAGGAUAGAAGAAAAGCGAAAUAAAGCAUGGAGCCUUUAAGUUCUGCUGAUGAAGGAACUCCUCCCUCUACGCCCAUAUUCCACACCUCCCCUACUGCCUCCUCUCCCAGCUACUUGCAGUUCUUCUGGGAAUACCAGGACAUCUCAGUCCUCGUGCAGCAUUACAAUUACACCGGCAAGUUGCAAAAAGACCGCUACCGCGAAGGACUCAAACCUGAGGGCAUUGCGUUCCUGGUGGUGUGUCUCCUCAUCGUCCUGGAGAACGCCGUGGUUCUCAUAGCCAUUUGGAGGAACAAGAAGUUCCACCUGCCCAUGUAUUACCUGCUCGGCAACCUGACUCUAUCUGAUCUGCUGGCUGGGAUUACAUAUAUGGCCAACAUCAUCAUGUCAGGAGCCAAUACUUUGAAACUGACGCCGCUGCUAUGGUUCCUGAGGGAGGGAGGGGUCUUCAUCACUCUGGCUGCCUCUAUUAUUAGUCUGCUGGCUAUUGCAAUUGAACGCCAUGUUACUAUGGUGACCAUGAGGCCAUACCACGGGGCAAAGCGGGGACGGAUGUUGGCACUGAUUGGUGCGAGUUGGGCCCUUGCAGGGUUUUUGGGGGUCCUCCCUAUUUUAGGGUGGAACUGCAUCCAUAGACUGGACCAGUGUUCAACAGUCCUCCCGCUUUAUGCCAAGAGCUACAUCCUCUGCUGCGUGUCUGUGUUCAGCGCAGUGCUCCUGGCCAUCGUGGUCCUCUAUGCCAGAGUUUUCCGCAUUGUCCGCACCAACACGCAGCGCCAGCGGCUGGGCCUGUCGGGCAGCAUGAGGAAGGGCUUGGCGAGGAAGUCGGAGAAGUACAUCGCCCUCCUCAAGACAGUCACCAUCGUUCUGGGCGUCUUCAUCGCCUGUUGGCUGCCCCUCUUCGUCCUACUCCUCCUAGACUUUUUCUGCCCCACCCACAGCUGUCGCCUGCUCUACAAGGCCGACUACUUCCUGGGAGUAGCUAUGGUCAACUCGCUCCUCAACCCCAUCAUCUAUACUCUGACCAGUAAGGACAUGAGGAGAGCCAUUCUCAGGCUGCUCUGUCGGCCUUGUCUGAUGACUCGAGAUGGCCAGGUGAAGAAGAUUGGGAUGCCAUUCCUGGAGUGCAGUUUUAGUAAAUCUGAGGUGGCAUCCCAGAAGUUAGAGGGGGGAAUGGAAACAACCAUUUCCUCUGGGAAUGUUAUCACCACCCCAUCUCCUAUUAAGGCCCUUUACCCCAAACUCUUCAGGUCAUAAAGACUUGACUUGACUGAUUGAGUCCUUAAGUGUGUGAACGGGUUUCCCACUGAACAGAAGACAUGUAGCACAUCUUCUAUAGCGAGGAAGCAGUAAUGGUAUUGUCCAAUUUUGGAGAAUUGCCAGAAACAGAGGGUGUAUGAAAUGUUAUGGAGGCACAAGAGAAUUUUGUUUGGACAAAUGACUCACCUUGAUAAGUCAGAAGUGGUGUAGAACUUCAUUGUGAGAUGAUUACAAAACAAAAUUCCAUAAGGAUGCCACUCAAAUGUGAACAAGCAAACAUACUUUUUUUUACGAGUAGAUGCUAGGUAUAAGCCUCCUUAACUAAUUUGCACUGAAAUUUCACAAUGAAUGGAGAAGCAGCCUCAGAUUCAAUUUCCCCGUGGUUCUACCAUUUGUGUUGAGGCCUGGAAGGAGACGUCUGUUAACCCAAAGACUCUUAAGACGGAAAAAUAUGUAAAUGUGAUAUUUUCUAAGGCUAAUGGCGAAUGAGUGUGGUUGGCUUUGCCCCUUUUUGCAGUUUCUUAUUGAAGUGCCUUAAAUGCAGCAAAAAAAACGCCUGAUGUGUGUAAUCUGUGAAUCUGCAGACACCUGGAUUUUGCUGGUUCGAAAGGCCCAUGGUGUGUUAGAUUUGUUGGGAUAAAAUGUUGCGAGACACCCCUACACGUGUGAUGCAGGUAGACUGAGAGAUAACAGGAAAGAGAGAGAGACGGCGCUCACUCUUAGCUCAGUGAAGAAUGCUGCGGCGUAGUUGUGGGAGGGAGGAUCAACAUUGAAACCCCCCCCCACGCUCACUAUUUUGAAAUGACAGAUGGUUAACCUAUCUGAUGACAGUGGAAAGUUAUUGGGGUUUGGUGUACGGUGUUUUUAAAUGUCAGUCUGGCAUCUGCAGGAAAGCUGCAACAGCAAUCUAAACAACAAAAUGUCAUCAUAUAAUGUAACAGAGGCUUUCUUUCCAUCAUAACAUGCUGAUGGUUUAACUGAAACCAAAUCAACUGCAACUGCAUCACUUGUAAGCCUAAAUAUAUUUUACUUCAAAGAUUUCCUCUCGCAAACAGAGUUGUGGAUGUAAUUAAUCAUUAUCCAGCUGCAGGACUUUUAAGGAUAAAUAUUUUGUCUGCACUUGCAAGCUAAAUCGUACGGAACCAGUGCAAUUAUUACAAUACUUCCCUUCGGUAUCCAUCAUGUUAACAGAAUAUUUCCUGUUAUAGUUUAAUGUACACAUUUUUUCAUUAUUACGAAAUAAGUUUGACAUCGUUAUUUUUAUACAGAUGUUUAGAGCAGUCUUUCCGGACAUUAAUGGAUGAAUGAGACAGUGUGCCUUUUUUUGUACUUUAACUCUUGUAGUGAACCUUUUGUAUUUCUGAAGACUUUUUAUAUCAUUUGUUUUGUAAAUUAUAUGUAUUUUGUAACAAGAAAAUGU